UCGAAAUGGUUUUGAUAAUCCUGACCUUUGUGCUGGUUCUGCUUGCGCUGCUCUAUAAAUAUGCGAUGGCUCCAUACAGGACAUUCGAGGAGCGUGGCAUAGUAUGCGACAAGCCGAAGCCAUUUCUGGGAAAUGUGAGUCUGCGAGUGUUGCUGGGACGCAAGUCCUUUCUGAAGAUGCUCAUCGAACGGAGCACCGAGCUGAGGAAACACAAGAUCUAUGGCUUCUAUAAUCUGCGCGAACCAUUCUUUGUGCUGCACGAUGUCGAGCUGAUCAAACGCGUGGGCAUCCAGGACUUUGAGCAUUUCAUCAACCAUCGCCCAAUGAUACCCGAAUCGGGUGAAAGCAUUUUCUCGAAAAGUCUCAGUGGCCUGAAGGACGACAAAUGGAGGGAAAUGCGUAAUACGCUAACGCCAUCAUUCACGGGUAGCAAGCUGAAGGCCAUGUUCGAGCUGAUCAAUGAGUGCAGCGUGGAGGGUGGGCGUUACAUAGAGGCAGAGCUGCUCAAGUCGAACGAAAAGGAGAUCGAACUGGAAAUGAAGGAUUAUUUUGGCCGAUUUGCCAAUGAUGUUAUAGCAUCGGCUGCAUUUGGCAUUAAGGUCAAUUCGUUUGUGGAUAAAAAUAAUCAGUUCUAUACGCUAGCGAACUCCGUGACACAUUUCUCGUAUCUAGCCUUAGUCAAGGUUUUACUAUAUGGCAUUAUGCCCAGGUUGAUGAAGGCUCUGCGCGUCAAACUCUUUGAUGGCAAGAAAAUCGAUUAUUUUAAUAGUCUGGUCUUUGAUGCCAUGAAAUAUCGCACGGAACACAAGAUAAUACGACCCGAUAUGAUACAUUUGCUCAUGGAGGCCAAGCGACAGUUUCAACAGAAUGGCAAAUCGGAGAGCUCAGCGGAACACGCCGAAUUCAAUGAUGAGGAUCUGUUGGCGCAGUGUUUGCUCUUCUUCUUUGUGGGCUUCGAGGUGAUGUCGGCUAGUCUCUGCUUUCUCACCUAUGAACUGUGUCGGAAUCCCGAAGUACAAUCCAAAUUGUAUGAGGAAGUUUCGGCCGUGGAGCAGGAGCUGCAGGGUAAACCUCUCAACUACAACAUGUUGGCCAAGAUGAAGUAUAUGGACUUGGUUAUAUCAGAAUUGCUGCGAAUGUGGCCGCCAGCGUUCAGCUUGGACCGGCAGUGCGGCAAAGAUAUAGACAUGUACGACGAGAAUCGGCAGUUGUUGGCCAAGUUUCGAAAGGGCGACAUUAUUCAAAUACCGAUUAUAGCCUUGCAUCGCGAUCCAAUAUAUUUUCCAGAACCCGAACGCUUCAAGCCCGAACGCUUUUUGGAUGAGAACAAAGCGAAUAUAAAACCCUUUACGUAUUUACCUUUCGGCGUGGGUCCGCGCAGUUGUAUAGGCAAUCGCAUGGCACUCAUGGAAAUCAAAUCCAUCAUCUAUCAUUUAGUUAGUAAAUUUCAAUUGUUGCCAACUGACAAAACGGUUAAGAAUAUGCUGGAUAGCUUAAAGGUUACAGUCGAGCACUCGAAGCGCUCAGUUGAGCUAAAAAAUAACAAAAUGUUUUUGAUUUUCUGCACACUCGUGAUCGUAUUGUCCGCAUUACUCUACAAAUGGUCGGUGGCCAAGUAUCAGACGUUCGAGCAGCGGGGUAUACCCCAUGAGAAGCCUACUCCGCUGCUGGGUAAUAUGCGCUUCAAGGAACUCUUUGGUUUGGCUCCGCACCUGACCAAGCAAAUCGAGCAGUAUUUGCGUUUUAAAGACUGCAAAGUUUAUGGCUCAUACUUUCUGCGCGAUCCGAUAUUUGUGGUGCGCGAUCUGGAGCUGAUCAAGAGCGUAGGCGUUAAGGAUUUUGAUCACUUUGUCAAUCAUUCGGGAUCGGAGCAGUUUCAGACGCUGCUGUCGAAGAGUCUGCAAAAUGCGGGCGAUGUACGACCUGAUCAAUGCCUGCAGGUCUUUGGGGCCAUCAAAUUUCGCAAGGAAAAUACGAUUGUUCGACCUGAUAUGAUACAUUUGCUAAUGGAGGCUCAACGCAAGGCGAAUGCAUCGGAGGAGUCAAGCAAAAAGUUCACAGACGACGAUCUGUUGGCUCAAUGUCUGCUCUUCUUCUUUGCGGGCUUUGAGACGGUGUCCACGUGCAUGUGCUUUGCCGCCUACGAACUGUGCAUGAAUCCGAGGGUGCAAAAGCAGCUGUAUGAAGAGAUCUUAGAGGUCGAGCAACAGCUGGAGGGAAAGCCCCUCGAUUACGAUAGUCUAAUGAAAAUGAAGUAUAUGGAUAUGGUGGUAUCGGAAGCAUUGCGCAAAUGGCCGCCGGCACCUCUAACGGAUCGGAGCUGCAAUGCCGAUAUCGAUAUACGGGAUGACAACAAUGAGAUUGUCGUGUCACUGAAAAAGGGAGAUCGCAUAUUUAUACCCAUUACAGGCCUGCACUACGAUCCCGAGUAUUUCGCCGAGCCCCAUAAGUUUCAGCCGGAACGUUUUGCGGAGGAAAAUAAACAUGAAAUCAAGCCAUUUACAUAUUUGCCCUUUGGCGUCGGGCAACGCAACUGCAUAGGCAAUCGCAUGGCUUUAAUGGAGGUCAAAUCAAUUCUAUAUCAUUUGCUGAGCAAGUUCGAAUUGCUGCCUUGCAAAAAAACUACAAUUGACAUGAUGAACAAUAUCGUGGGCUUCCAGAUGGCGCCCAAGGAUAAAUUUUGGCUCAAAUUUGUGGCCAGAAGCGGCGAAGCAGCUAAAUGAAUGUGAUAGAAAUAAAAAGU
Drosophila hydei is the source of this 2743-nucleotide messenger RNA. Its product is annotated as probable cytochrome P450 9h1. The coding region runs from base 6 to 2723 and encodes 905 amino acids. The record is from RefSeq and is a predicted model, not a curated record. Lineage: Eukaryota; Metazoa; Arthropoda; Insecta; Diptera; Drosophilidae. Gene Ontology annotation, molecular function: oxidoreductase activity, acting on paired donors, with incorporation or reduction of molecular oxygen; iron ion binding; monooxygenase activity. The transcript is spliced from 6 exons.